Molecule: messenger RNA, 522 nt
Organism: Neurospora tetrasperma FGSC 2508
Lineage: Eukaryota; Fungi; Ascomycota; Sordariomycetes; Sordariales; Sordariaceae
Exons: 1
Biological process (GO): DNA-templated transcription initiation; RNA polymerase II preinitiation complex assembly
Cellular component (GO): SAGA complex; transcription factor TFIID complex
Molecular function (GO): protein heterodimerization activity; transcription coactivator activity; RNA polymerase II general transcription initiation factor activity
Source: RefSeq, a predicted model, not a curated record
CCCCGCGACGCCCGCACAAUCGAGCUCCUCCUGACCGCGCAAGGCGUAAUAGCCUUCGAACAGCGCGUCCCGCUUUUGUUGCUUGACUUCGCCUACCGCCACACCUCGGCCGUGCUCUCCGACGCUUUACACCUCUCUGCGGACCCGUACACCUCGCACGCGGGCGCCCGGCCCUCGGCCUCUUCUGGCGCGGCCCCCGUCAAUGUGGGCGACGCGACGAUUACAAGUAACGCGGUGCAGCUGGCGAUUGCCAGCCGGCUGAACUUCCAAUUCCGCGGCGGCAGCGGGGGCGGGAGCGGUGGUGGUGUCAGCAAGGAGUGGAUGAUGGAGAUGGCGAGGGAGAAGAAUAAGGUGGCGUUGCCCAAGGUCAGUGUGAAUGAGUGGGGGGUAAGGUUGCCGAGCGAGAGGUUUGUGUUGAAUGGGGUUAGCUGGGGGUUGAAGGGGGACGGGUGGAUCGCCGGCGGGGAUGAGACAAGUGGCGAUGAGGAGGAAGGUAGUGAUGAGGACAUGGAGGAUGCGAUG